Messenger RNA from Prunus dulcis (almond), 1245 nucleotides. RefSeq names its product UPF0481 protein At3g47200-like. The transcript has a single exon. The record is from RefSeq and is a predicted model, not a curated record. Lineage: Eukaryota; Viridiplantae; Streptophyta; Magnoliopsida; Rosales; Rosaceae. The coding region runs from base 172 to 1245 and encodes 357 amino acids.
AAACUCUUAGCUUCCUCGAUUGAAGGCAAGCUUCGCAAAGAGUCAUCGUUACCAACUCGUCGUUCCAUAUUUCGGAUCCCUAAUCUGUUGCGCAAGCACAAUGAAAAAGUUUUUGUUCCUAAUUUAGUUUCAAUUGGACCGUUUCACCAUGGAAAGAAGAACCUGCAAGCCAUGCAAGAAACUAAGCUAUGGUACUUGCAUUUGCUCCUUGAGCGCAAACCAACUCCAGACACUAAUUUGGAGUACUUUGUCAAAGUCAUUAGAAGUACAGAACAAUAUUAUCGUAAUUGUUACGAAGAAAAAUUUGAUGAUCUGAGCAGUGAUCAAUUUGUCGAAAUGAUGGUGCUUGAUGGUUGUUUUCUUAUAGAACUCUUCAAAGUGUAUGCGGGUGAGUUGACCCAAGAUAAGGAUGAUCCUGUGUGGGCUAAAUGGGUGAUCCUGGCACUUCUAAAUGACCUACUUCUACUUGAAAACCAGAUUCCUUGGAGAGUUCUUGAAUGCUUGUUCGAUAUCACAUGGAUAUCGGGAAGGCGUACUCUACCUGACCUUGCUCUCAACUUUUUUUACUCUUGGACGUUUGAAAUGAGUCCGGAAAUAGAUGGGGUGGGGAAAAAUUUGCACCUACUUGAUUUCAUAAGAAACUGUUUAAUCAGAUCAUUCGAUGAAAAUGCAGAGAAUACGAAAUCAUUUUCUUGGCAAUCGAUUCCCUCGGUGACAGAGCUGCUGCAAGCUGGGGUGAAAUUCAAACGUGGAAAAGACAAUGACAUGUUGAAUGUGACUUUCAAAGAUGGAGUGAUGGAGAUCCCGCCAAUAAGAGUUCAAGAGAAUGGAGAGUCUCUCUUCAGAAACCUCAUUGCCUUUGAACAGUGUGAACCAAAUAUCAUAAACUCCACAACUCACAUUUCCUCUUAUGCUUUUCUGAUGGAUAAUCUUAUAAACUCCAGCAAAGACAUAGAGUUUCUAGUUGAGAAAGAGAUCAUGCAGACCUUUCUGAGCUCGGAGGACACUGCCUCUUUCUUCAACAGGCUUAACAAUGAUGCCGAAUUCAGCAGUUUCUCUUACGGGGAGCUAUUCGAGAAGGUGACACAAUAUCAUCAGGGUCGCUGGCACAGAUGGCAAACAAUUCUCGGACGCGAUUAUUUUAGCAAUCCUUGGUCAAUCAUCUCUUUCGUUGCCGCCCUCGUCAUUCUAGCUCUUACUUUCAUACAAACCGUAUAUUCCAUUCUCUCCUACAAGUUCAAGUAG